AUGCCCCUGUCUUCAAGUGGGGAACUUGAAGAACAGCAACCAUUGUUAGAUCCCGAUGACCCCAUGGUAUCACCAUUAAACCUUCGAAAUAUCCAAAUAUUGAAAACAGUCGUUAGAGUAUUGGUAUAUUUAAACUUGCUUCUCCUUGUAUUACUAGUUAUCAGUGAAUUCUUUGCUCUUCCUUGGUUAACCAAUAAAGGCAAAUCAUUUUUAGAAAUUGACUUGGUAAUAAUUUGUCUUAUUAUCAAUUCCAUUAACAACUUGUUUUUCGUUGUGCCUGCUUACUACGAAAGAAUCGUCGGAUAUGUGAUAUCAGGUUUGUUAUUAAUCGAUUUGCUUGUGAUUUUAUGUGUAUCACUGGUUAGAACAAGAUCUGGAUUCUUAGGAAUAGUAUUAAUUAUAUGGACGUGUUUGAAUUCCUUUUUAAAUUCAAUUAUUGAUUAUUAUGUCGAGGAAGCAAGACAUUAUCAAGAAAUAAGAUAUACUGGAAGAAUUGAAAAGAGACGAACUGUUGGUGAACUAGUUAUUAUGUUUUUAAAAGUCCUUGUUGAAUUAUUUCUAUUAUGGCUAAUUUGGUGUAUUAGUGUUACUUUAUUAUUACAAAGUUUUGAUGCUCAUGAGAAACCAUGGGGUAAGUUAAUACCGGUGAACAACUCCAGUCAUAGAAUCCACCUUGCUUGUUAUGGAGAUGUUUACGGUAAUAGCACCGAGCCAAUUGUCUUGGUCGAAGGGGGCCAACUGACUUCAAGCGAAGAAUUUCAAGAAUGGAUUGAAGAGUUGUAUCAUUUAAAUAAACUUGAUAGAUUUUGUGUUUGGGAUAGACCGGGGUAUGGAUUUUCAGAUUCUGCUCCGCCUCCGGUCUCCGUUGGAAUUAUUACCGAAUACUUAACCGAAGCACUAGCAAAAGAAGAUAUUCAAGGACCAUUUUCAGUUGUGGCAUUUGAUAUUGGUGGAUUAUAUGCCACGCUCUUUGCUAGUAAGAACAAACACAAGAUUCAUUCGAUAUUAUUUGUUGAUUCUUGGUCAGUUGACUUGUUGAAGAAAUGGCCAUUCAGUGGUGGUAAUAAGAAGAAUGAGGAUCCAAAUGUAUUUAAAGGAUCUCUUCAAUUAAUGGAUAAUAUCAUGGGAUUUAAAUUAUGGUUACGAGGAUUCGUAUCCCCCUUAGGCUUGAUAACAAAUAUCCAUUGGUUUUUCCAUCCUAUGAAAUAUUCUAGCAAGAGUAGAAUUUUCGGAAGAGACAUGAUUUAUCAAUCCAAAUACCUUCGUGCAAGAUGUCAGGAACAAUUGACUUCUGGUAUACUCUCGUGGAAUGAAGUUCAAAAUGCCGAUAUAACUGACAUUCCAAUAUCGGUGAUAUCUUCGGAUUACAUGAUUAAAAAAUCGUUAAAUUGGGGGAAAUGGCAACGGGAAAUUACCAGACGAAGUGAUAAAUUGAAUGAAUGGGUAAUUGCUGAAAACAGUAGUCAUUUUAUUUGGAGAAGUGCUGUUGGUAGAAAAGAAUUGCAGCAAUUGUUAUUAAGAUUAAUAGGAAAACAGCAUUUUUUAAAGUAA
Spathaspora passalidarum NRRL Y-27907 is the source of this 1551-nucleotide messenger RNA. RefSeq lists its product as uncharacterized. The transcript has 2 exons. Bases 1 to 1551 code for a protein of 516 amino acids. The record is from RefSeq and is a predicted model, not a curated record. Gene Ontology annotation, cellular component: endoplasmic reticulum. NCBI's taxonomy places the organism in Eukaryota, Fungi, Ascomycota, Pichiomycetes, Serinales, Debaryomycetaceae. Gene Ontology annotation, biological process: regulation of lipid storage.